Carassius gibelio (silver crucian carp) is the source of this 2151-nucleotide messenger RNA. Its product is annotated as neuropeptide Y receptor type 1-like. Gene Ontology annotation, biological process: G protein-coupled receptor signaling pathway. Gene Ontology annotation, cellular component: neuron projection; plasma membrane. Lineage: Eukaryota; Metazoa; Chordata; Actinopteri; Cypriniformes; Cyprinidae. Bases 430 to 1569 code for a protein of 379 amino acids. The transcript has 2 exons. The record is from RefSeq and is a predicted model, not a curated record. Gene Ontology annotation, molecular function: neuropeptide Y receptor activity; neuropeptide binding.
UCUCUGGAACCCCAAACAUUAAGGGAGUGAAGUCAGUUUCAACAGAUAGACAGCCGCGAGACCAUGUGCGAGCGACCCUCGCGCGCUCUGUUUCUGAAGGACCUCCUUCUUGCGCCGCAGGUUUGGUUGAUAAACCUCAGCUCCUCAAACCACCAGUUACUCCUGACCAGGGGAGAACAGCACAUCUGAGAGCGUCGUGUCGAGCUACAGUCACGGAGACGGGAUCCGCGCCUGUCACACACGGUUUCCCAGAUCAACACUUCUGUGCUCUUCAAGAAAACAAGAUGAGACAACUUGGGAACUAAAAGAAAAUUGGUCUUAGGAAGGAGCAGCCUUACGCUGGACGGUUCCACUUCAUUUCCCCUACUCCCUGGAGAAUAAGCCAGACAGAGCAGUCAUCAUUCAUUUCAAGAGACACUACAGCAACUGAUGGCAAUGGAGCGGUCUCAUCUGAACAACAGCUCUGGGUCUUGGUUAUUAGAGGAUCCCAUCUGUCCAACCUCUCUCAGCAGCACCACUUUCCUCAUCGUAGCAUACAGCACCAUGUUAGCAGUGGGCCUGGUGGGCAACACUUGCCUGGUUUUAGUCAUCACACGACAGAAAGAGAUGCGCAACGUGACCAACGUCUUCAUCGUCAACCUCUCAUGCUCUGAUAUCCUUGUUUGUUUGGUGUGUUUACCGGUCACCAUUAUCUACACCCUUAUGGAUCGAUGGAUUUUGGGCGAGGCUUUGUGUAAGGUGACGCCGUUCGUCCAGUGUUUGUCCGUAACGGUUUCGAUUUUCUCCAUGGUUCUCAUCGCCUUGGAAAGACAUCAGCUCAUCAUCCAUCCCACUGGUUGGAAACCAGUCGUCAGACACUCCUACCUGGCUGUCGCGGUUAUCUGGAUCGUCGCAUGUUUUAUCUCCCUUCCGUUCCUUUCGUUCAACAUCCUCACAAACUCGCCCUUCCACAACCUCAGCCUUCCCUUCAACCCCUUCAGCGAUCACUUCAUAUGCAUUGAACAAUGGCCAUCUGAGGGGAAUCGGCUCACUUAUACCACAACGCUGCUGCUGUGCCAAUACUGCUUACCAUUGGCGCUCAUUCUCGUCUGUUAUUUCCGCAUAUUCCUGCGUCUCAGCCACCGUAAAGACAUGGUCGAAAGAGCCCGAGGUGGACGGCAGAAGAAGACCAAAGGCUCAAAGCGGGUCAAUGCCAUGCUAGCCUCGAUUGUUGCAGCGUUCGCCCUCUGUUGGCUGCCACUGAAUGUUUUCAACACGAUCUUUGACUGGAACCAUGAAGCGAUUCCCGUCUGCCAGCACGAUGCCAUUUUCUCAGCUUGUCACCUCUCCGCCAUGGCGUCGACUUGUGUGAACCCAGUCAUCUAUGGUUUCCUGAACAGUAACUUCCAGAAGGAGCUGAAAUCGCUGCUCUCCAGGUGCCGCUGCUGGGGGCCGCCCGCGAUUUACGAGAGUUUCCCUUUGUCCACUGUCAGUACGGGCAUUACUAAGGGGUCUAUCCUAAGCAAUGGCUCUUCUAGCACCUAUCAACCACAAAAGAACAACAGUUCGGACCAGAAAGAUACCAUUUAAUUGGUGUCAAAUGUAAGAUAAGGCAAUAUUCCUACCUACAUGUCGCACUUCUUCAAGCAUUCAGAGGUGGCUUGUGAACACUGUCAGCUAAUCUGAAUUUGAGGUUAAGAAUCCCAAUUUGGACAGUGAAAAUCUGUGACGUUGUUGCUAAAAGAUGUCCACUUGUCUUCUUUAAACACAGAAAUGGGCCAUAACAUAUUAAGGAAAGGCUUAUUGUGGCCAGGCUCUGCAGAGGAGAAGCAAUGAGAGUGAUCAUCGCAAAUUGCAUUGAUGUUUCAAAACCACUGCUAAAAUGACUAUGACCAAUGAAACAUGCUGGAUUUGUGGCUAUUAUAUGGUUAGUUCUCAAUGGCACAGAAAGCCAUUUUUACCAGUUAGAACAAGGUUCUCUCUGAGAGAUGUUAUGAUGAAAUACUGAGUGGAGGAGGCUUUUUCUUCUCGUUGUCUUUGUCCAAGGUUUUCUUGUGGAAGGUAACAGAAAAAGAAUUGUACUAUUUUGGUUCUUUUCACUGUUAAAGUGAUAGCUCGCCUAAAAAUAAAUAUUCUGUCAUCAGUACUCAUGUUGUUCCAAACCUGUGACUU